UGGAAGCAGCACAGCUUCCCUCCGGAUUCCUGGCUUGCUUUCUUUCAGGACAGAGAUGAAGAGCCAGCCCCGGGGCCAGGGAGGCCGGGGUGCCCCAGGGGGCGGGUGGCAGUGUGUGCUGGCCAGUGCCCGGGGCCUGGGUCCGUGAAGACAACCCGCUCUGCUGCUCAAGUGCCUCUGCUGACCCGAAAUGGAAAACUUCCAGUACAGCGUCCAGCUGAGCGACCAGGAUUGGGCUGAGUUCUCGGCCACUGCCGAAGAGUGUGGCCUCCUGCAGGCCGGCCUGGCCUCUGGGGACGAGCUCUUGUCGAGUGACAUUGACCAAGGGGACAGCAGUGGCAGCAGUCCCCCUGGGCCCCUGCCCCUUCUCCAGGGGCAGCCGGCUUCCAGGGAGAGGGGCUGGCCUAGCCUUGAGGAGGAGGACAAAGCGGCCACUCGGCAGCUGGUCAGCAGGUCUUGGCGUGAGCCCGUCUUGGCACUGGGGGCCGGUCAGCAGACAGCCAGCACGUCUCCACAGUCAGACGCUCGGCUGUCCCUCAGCUCUGAUGCCACCCCUCCUGGCCAGAGCUCAGCCCUCCCAGGGCCACUGUCGUCCAGAGAGGAGAUGCAGAGGCUUCUGCAAGGGCCAGCGCCCCGGGGCCCUGCCCCUGGUCCCCCUGGUGAGCCUCCUCAGAGCCCGGAGUCUCCUGGCCCCAGCGCUGCCCCUCAGAGGCCUCCUGGCAGCCCUGGAGCCCCGCCACGCAGCUCCAGCCGAAAGAAGAGGCGCCCUGCAGGUGCCAAGGGGGGCGGGCGCUCGGGUGCCCCCGGCUGUGCCCCCACCCAGCUGGGCUGCCCACUGCUCAUGGAGGCCAGGCCCGAUGAGGGACUUGGCCCAGCUGGGUCCAGGGGGAAGGGUCUCUUAGCUGGGACAGCAGAGCAGACAGCAGGGGCCAGGCAGGACAAAUGGAGGCCAGAGUCUGCAGGAGCCCCUGAGCAGGCGACCAGGCAAGGGUCAGGCUUGGAUCUGUCUACACCUGUCUCUACAAAUGAGCCAGGGACAGACCUGCUCAGCAUGAGCCCCAGAGCUGAGGAACAAACUGUGUCCACAUCUGCCCAGGAGGCUCGUCCAGAUGUCUCAAUAGUUAAGUCAGAUGUGGCUCUGUCUACACCUGCCUCCAAGCCUCAAGCUGACGCAACUCUGUGUACAUCUGCCUCCAAGCCUCAACCCAACACGCUUCUGUGUACACCAGCAUCCAAACCUCAACUCGACAUGCCUCUGUCUAUACCUGCCUCCAAGCCUAGACUGGAUGUGGACCUGCCUACACCAGGUCCAGUGGUCAAGCCGGAAGUGGAUUCAUCUACACCUGUCUCAAAGGCUAUACCAUGCACAGCUCUGCCUCACCUUAUGUCCAAGGCCCAGUCUAAUGUGGGUGUGUCUACACUUGCUCCCCUUCCCCAGGCUGAGCCUGACAUGGUGGAGGUUGCCCCAGCGGCUGAGCUGGGUUUGAGCCCCACUGUGUCUCCAGCAGGGCAGCGAGAGAAGCCCAGAGGGGAGCCUUCAGCAGGUGCCCCUGGACACCACUCAGGGGAGCCUCCCGUAGGCGCCAUCCAAACCCCCAAGAAGAAGAAAGUGCGAUUCUCCAUGGCUGUGCCCAGUCCCUCCAAGGAGCCAGGGUCAGGAGAGGCCUUGGGCCCACCCUCACCAGCCACGGCCAGGCCCUCAGCCCCUAGGGCAGCAGCUGGGGGCCGCAGGGGGCCUGGAGCCUGGGACGCCAUGGCGGUUGGGCCCCGGCCCCUCCAGCCUCGAAUCCUGAAGCACCUGCCUCCCCCCGUCCCCUCUGCCUUGGAGCGGCCCGAGCCCAGGAGCUGCUUUGCAGUGACCCUCCCAGAAGCCUAUGAGUUCUUUUUCUGUGACACGAUUGAGGAGGAGGACGAAGAUAGUGAGGAGGCAGCAGAGGCUGGCCACACCCCAGCUGAAGUCCAGUGGCCAGACGUGUGCGAGUUCUUCUUCCAGGACUUGCAAGCCCAGAGGUCGGGGCACCAGGGGGGCCGCUCCCUGGCCCCACUCCCUCAAGCCAAGCCUGUGCCAGCCCAUCCUGGAGACCCCGUGCCCAUCUCCAUCCCCGAGGCCUAUGAACACUUCCUUGGGGAGGACAGGGGAGUGGGCAUGCUGGGACCGGCUGCCCUUCUCCAGCUGCAGGCCACAGAGAACCCCAGGUCGGUCCCCCGUGGAGUGGGCCCUGGCACCCCACCAGAGGCCUGCCCAGCCACAGCAGAGCAGCUCAGCCUGGCGGUCAGGCAAGCAGGGAAGCCCCGGGGUCCUCUCACCUCGUUCACCUUCAGCCAGAACGACAUGUGCCUAGUGUUUGUGGCCUUUGCCACCUGGGCUGUGAGAACAUCGGAUCUGCACACCCCAGAUGCCUGGAAAACAGCCUUGCUGGCCAACAUUGGCACCAUCUCUGCCAUCCGAUACUUCCGCCGGCAGGUGGGGCGGGGGCACCGCAGCCCCAGCCGCAGCCGCAGCCCCAGCCCCUAGGACCCAGGCGUGGCCCAGGAAGACGCAGGACCAGGAAACUGCCACAGGUGCUCAGGACAGGCACUGCCCUCAGGCCUUGCCCUUGACCUCUGUGUUCUACGGCGUCUUGGAAGGAGCCAGUGUCCUCGGUCCUGGCUCCCUUGGACUCUACCCAAGGCUCCAGCCAGUGGCCGAGGCUGUACUCCACACGUGGGAGGGGGAGGU
Molecule: messenger RNA, 2719 nt
Organism: Diceros bicornis minor
Lineage: Eukaryota; Metazoa; Chordata; Mammalia; Perissodactyla; Rhinocerotidae
Gene: PERM1
Product: PPARGC1 and ESRR induced regulator, muscle 1
Exons: 3
Coding region: 191-2515 (774 amino acids)
Biological process (GO): response to muscle activity; regulation of DNA-templated transcription
Cellular component (GO): nucleus; cytoplasm
Source: RefSeq, a predicted model, not a curated record